AUGAAUAAAUUUACUUUAUUCUUCUAUGACAAAAAUGUGGAAGCUCUUUAUUAGUCUCAAGCACUUUAGCACUUUAGAAUUACGCAUUUUAAUUUGCUUUCAAAAGGUUACAUGGUUAAUUUUUUUUUUAGAUGCUUAACCUAUUUACUUAAUGAUGAAUUAAAACGAUUUUAUCAAAACAUAGGAAUGUUAAUAUUUUUCAUUGUGGCGGACAUUUUUUUAAACAGACACUUUAUAAGUUUGAGAAUCCUAUCAGUCAUUUCAAAUCACCUGCUGAUAAUUUUUUUUUAUUUAUUCGAUGAAGAUAGUGAUGCAGCGAUUUCUCAUUUGAAAGGAGUAAACUAGAUGGGAGCUAGUUUUCUUAUAACAAUAGGUACCGAGUUUCCAGAAGCAUCACUUCAGGUGAUAGUAAUUACAAUUAUCAGAAUUAUUUUCUUUUUGAAUUAGACCAAAUCCCUCAUCUUAUACCCUUUAGGAAGCAUGGUUUUUGUAACUAUUUGUUAAGUAUACUUUUUGUACAAAUACAAUGAGGCAAUGAGAGCACAAUUUAUGUUAAUUUAAAAAGAUAGACAAUGGGAAAGAAUCUUAGAGUAACUGAUCAAUAAGUAAUCCUAUAUCAUGUUAAACUUCAAUGAAAGUUCGUUUUAGUUCGAGUAUUUCAUGGCACGCAACUUCUCAAAUUGCUUCAAAAGUAAAGAAGAUAUAUUAAAUUUCUUAAAAGAAGCUUAAUACUAAAAAAACUCACUAAACAAUUAUAUAUAUGAGUAGAUGAAACAAUAUCAAUAAGAAAGAAUUGAUCUCUAUAAAAAAGAGAUCAUUGUUAAAUAAUAAAGGGAAUUAAUAAAAUUAGAGUUUUCGAUCUUUUUCGCAAACCAACCAACUAUUUUGAUUAUUUUUCAUAAACCGAAAUUAAGGAUAUAAAAUGCACCCCCAACAAUAGGUAGUUCAGUUUUUUUUUAAUACUUUGUUUAAUUAUUAAAGAGUUUAAAGAAACAACUAAAAUAAAAACCACAUUAUAUUACGUUUAUGAAACGGAUUCGUUUAAUCGAAAUACACCAUAACUUAUAAAAUAGUUGGGAAUAAACAAUAUAAGAAAUUAAUCUUUGUCAUGUAAUUUCAAAGCAAGCCAAAUAUUUUCCUGACAUUAUGGUAUAGAUCUAUAUAAAAAAUACAAUAAAUUUGAAAACAAAUUCAGAUAUUUUUAGUUUAGUAUUGUUUAAGUUAUUUUCUAAUACAAAUACCUAUAUAAUUAAAUUUAGGUACUCUUAAUUAGAAGAAGAUAGGAUUUAGUUGAUAGUUAGUGGGAAAUUUAAUUCUUCUGUUGUUCUUUCAUUUUUUGAACUUCAUAAGGAAUCUCUCAGCAGAUUUGUAAUUUUAACCUAAGCAACCUAAUAUGGUAAUUAAUCAAUAUUAGAUAUUCUAGUCAUUGGAAUGUCUUUUGAGUAAAACCCUUAUAUACCGUUUACUGGAAAAAAUAAGAAGUACAUAGAUUAAUAAAUUUGA
Molecule: messenger RNA, 1503 nt
Organism: Paramecium octaurelia
Lineage: Eukaryota; Ciliophora; Oligohymenophorea; Peniculida; Parameciidae
Source: the annotation of a GenBank genome assembly